Messenger RNA from Kazachstania africana CBS 2517, 2100 nucleotides. It is a transcript of the gene SEC9, whose product is annotated as Sec9p. Lineage: Eukaryota; Fungi; Ascomycota; Saccharomycetes; Saccharomycetales; Saccharomycetaceae. Bases 1 to 2100 code for a protein of 699 amino acids. Gene Ontology annotation, molecular function: syntaxin binding; SNAP receptor activity. The record is from RefSeq and is a predicted model, not a curated record. Gene Ontology annotation, biological process: exocytosis; vesicle fusion. Gene Ontology annotation, cellular component: SNARE complex; plasma membrane. The transcript has a single exon.
AUGGGUAUAAAGAAAGUAUUAAACGUAGGCCCCCCAAAGCCAGUGACUGCAGAGCAGAAUCGGGAAGAGUUACUAGAAAGAGGGAUAAGUGUGAAGAAUCCUAAUAGGACUCGUAAAACAAAAUUUGCUGCGUAUGGGCAGUUUGCAAGAGAUAAAGGCCAGGAUAGAUAUUAUGCCCCAGAAGGUUAUGAGCAGUAUGGUAGGCCGCCUGAGCCCAGUGGUGAUGGUUCAGAGAAAGGCGGAAUUGAUGACAUUAGUAAUUCAGAAGAUAAGAAGAAAGGAAAAAAGUCAAAAAGAAAGAGCCUCUUCAGAAGACACAAGCCCAGUUCUUCCGAUGAAGAGUCAUCGCCGCAGACGAGUCCCGUAGUGAAGAAUGGAUAUGAUCCAUAUUCGGUUAAUUACGACAGUACUGGUAGCGAAAGUGACAUUUACAAGAGCUUUCAGUCUAGCUCCAAUGAUUAUGGGAUGAAUUACGAUCGUUCUUACAAAAAGGGGGAUUAUGGUACAACUAGCCGCUACCAUGCUCGUGCUGGUUUCUCUACUGAUGCGAUGGAUUACGGCGUUGAUCAAUCUGUUUUAAAGGAAGAAUCCUCACCCUUUUCUAAUGAGUUUUCUACUACUAAUCCAGAUUCAAUGAGACAGUCCAGCAACUUAGGGAUCUCAUAUCCUUCGCCAAUUGCGGGACCUUCGAGUACAAGUAAUUUGAAUAGUAAAUCACCUUCAAGUUCGCCAAAAACUGCUAGUCCUAGGGCAGCCGCUGUUAGAGUAAGCAGUCCACUAAACCCUAAUAUCUCGCAGAUGGAUGCUAAUCCCUAUGCAUCUUUGAAUGAAUACAACAACGACUAUUCUAGUUCAAGUUUCCAGCCAACUUCUCCUUCAAAGAGCUCGAACCCAUAUUCUUCGAUGACAAAUGAUUCAUACCUUACUAAAACUACAAAAGCUAAACCACAACACCCAAGAAACUCUGCACUGCAACACCCUAGCUCGCCCAAGGACAGGCCUUUAUUCAGGGCGGAUACAAGUCUGACGGCAGACCUAAAUAGAAGCGAUUCAGAUCUGAAGCUUGGAGCUGCAACAUCACCUUCCGUUAAAGCAGAAGAUCAUCCUGGGUAUAAUUUGCCAGGGCGCAACUCAGUCAUGGACAAGCAAGAUAUAUUGUAUGCUCAGCAAAACCCAGUCAUGAUUGAGGAUGAUCUUGAUCUCAACGAAACUAUAAAGGACUAUAAUGUUGAUUACAGCGAUGAUUUGAAUGCUGAUAUCAUUCAAAAUGGUCAACAACUUCAAACGUGGCAACUUCAGGAGGAAGAACAAGAGGGUUUAAAUGAACAAACCAGUAAUAAUUACGACAGAGGGUACAAAACAUUUGAUGAGGUACAGAGAGAGGAAGAGGAACGUCAGCAAGAGGAAGAGGAAGAAGCGGUUGAUGAAAUAAAGCAGGAAAUCAGAUUUACUAAGCAAAGCUCUGUGGCCUCAACAAGAAACACUCUAAAGAUGGCUCAAGAUGCUGAAAUGUCCGGUAUGAAUACUCUCGGUGUGCUGGGUCAUCAAAGUGAACAGCUAAAUAAUGUUGAGAGAAAUCUUGAUUUGAUGAAAGUUCAAAAUACGAUUGCAGACGAAAAUAUCGACCAAUUAAGGAAAUACAAUCGUAAUAUUUUAGCUGUCCAUGUGAGUAACCCAUUUAAUAGUAAAAAACGUAAAAAGGAGCGUGAAGAAUUAUUGAGAAAUAGAAAGAUAGAAGAAAAGAUAAUGAUGGAACAGACUGCGAAAAACGUAAAUCAAUCAGUUAAUAGGAUAGAGCGUGCCAUGAAUGCCAAUUCAAUCAACGCGAGCGAUGUACGGGAGAAAUAUGAGAAGCAAGGAAUAUUAGACCGUGCCAAAAAAUAUCAGUUUGAAAAUGACGAUGAAGAUGAUGAGAUGGAAGUUGAAAUUGAUAGAAACCUCGAUAAAAUUCAACAGGUUAGCGGUAGACUCAAAAAAUUGGCAGUUGCUGUGGGAGAUGAAUUGGAUUCACAACAGGAACGUUUAGGUAAUAUCGAAAAUGACACAGAUGAUUUAGAUAUAAAACUUCACGUCAACACGCAUAGACUAAAUGGUAUAUAA